AUGGAUUUUAAGUCCAUUUGUUGUGCUCUUCUCUUUGCUAUUUUUCUUCUGAUUGCUGGACCGGUUGUCUAUUAUAUUGCUAGUCACAAUGGAACAGGACGUCAUCCAAAACAGAUCCUACCAGUCCCCGGCGAAUCCACUCUUUCUUCCACUUCCGAACCUUCCGAUCUUCUUGCCACCUCCACAUCCUCUCCUCUUUCGCAAAACAUCUUCGUUGACGGCUACAUGGUUGGAGGAGGAGAGCGUGUGCUGGAUACAUCGGACGCCGAUGCCUCAUCCCAGAUGGAGAAAAAUAUCAAACGCCGACAUGACACCAAUUCUGAUUCCACUGGGUCGAAGGCGUUGCCAAUUGAAGAGCAUAAGAAAAAGACAUUGGAGAUUUCUGAUGACGACGCCUUUGACAAUGAUAGCACGAAGAAGCAUUAUUCUCAUUUUCCUAAAACCGUGAAACGAGUGGAAUUAGAUUCUUCGGAACUUCAAAUCAAGUCUGGAUCAACAAUUCAUGACUUCAACAACUUGGCUUCAGAGGAAUCAAAAAGCACCGUAGACCAAAACCUGAAAAAAACGGCCCCAAGGAAUCAUUUUUCUGAUUCUCAGGAGAACAACAAGAUGGAACCAUCCAAAUCAACUGAAAGCGCUGGAAAAAAUUCAAAGGAAAUUCACUCAAAAGAAGAAAACGACGACGAAUCGGAUAUCGUCCACCAUGACCAGAGUGAAAAGUCAUUGAAAAAAGAUAACAGCAAAGAAGAUUAUCGCUAUGAAGUUGAAGAGGAAGUCGAGGAGACCAAGAUUUUGAAUAAGAAAAAUCAUGGGAACUAA
Caenorhabditis briggsae is the source of this 819-nucleotide messenger RNA. Bases 1 to 819 code for a protein of 272 amino acids. The record is from RefSeq and is a predicted model, not a curated record. NCBI's taxonomy places the organism in Eukaryota, Metazoa, Nematoda, Chromadorea, Rhabditida, Rhabditidae. The transcript is spliced from 3 exons.